Messenger RNA from Topomyia yanbarensis, 2526 nucleotides. It is a transcript of the gene gwl, whose product is annotated as serine/threonine-protein kinase greatwall. Gene Ontology annotation, biological process: intracellular signal transduction; peptidyl-serine phosphorylation. Gene Ontology annotation, molecular function: ATP binding; protein serine/threonine kinase activity. Gene Ontology annotation, cellular component: nucleus. The record is from RefSeq and is a predicted model, not a curated record. The transcript is spliced from 6 exons. Bases 63 to 2345 code for a protein of 760 amino acids. NCBI's taxonomy places the organism in Eukaryota, Metazoa, Arthropoda, Insecta, Diptera, Culicidae.
GCGUUGCACCCUGUUUCACAUGUUUCACCGAUGUUCAGUUUCAGUUAUUUCCAUCAACGGCUAUGGCGGAACCGCACACAACACCGAAGAAGAAAUCAAGCCUGGAGAACGAUGCAAUCUUUAAAACGCUGGAGAAGCUGACAGCUCCCGUUAGCACUAAUAGCCCAAAGCUUCCUAGCAUUAAAGAUUUUUGCAUCCUUAAGCCAAUCAGCCGCGGUGCUUUCGGGAAGGUUUUCCUAGGAUACAAAAAGAAUGAUGAGCAAAAGCUAUUUGCAAUUAAGGUUAUGCGGAAGUCGGAGAUGAUCAACAAAAACAUGAUCUCACAGGUCAUCACGGAACGCAAUGCAUUGGCACUUUCGCGUAGUCCAUUUUGCGUCACCUUAUACUACUCUCUGCAAACGAUAACGUCGGUAUUCUUGGUAAUGGAGUACAUGGUCGGUGGGGAUUUAAAGUCACUACUCGCCAUGUACGGUUUCUUCGAGGAAUCCGCAGCCCGUUUCUAUACGGCCGAAGUAUGCCUAGCACUUCAGUACCUGCACAAACAUGGCAUCGUACAUCGUGACAUCAAACCGGACAAUAUGCUGAUUUCGGCCAGCGGACACGUUAAGUUAACGGACUUCGGACUCAGUCGCAUUGAAAUGAGCCGUGAUUUGGAAAUUUCGGAUCUUAUCAACUGCUCGCCAAACCUUAACACCAGAACGCCCGGGCAGUUGCUCUCGCUAACCUCGCAUCUGUCCUUCGGAUCGCAUGAGAAGCGUCAACAGGAGGAGCAGACGGAAAAGGACCGUUUGCAGCGCUCUUCGGAGAAUGAGUCGGAGUGUUCUUUUUCCGAUUCGCGACAGAAUGAAAGUAAAAUGUCGGGAGUUAGUCCGUUCUUUUCGGCGGAACAGAACGCAAGUAUCAUUGAGGGUCUUAAAGAGAAUCGGAAGGAUGGAACUGGGGAUUUGACUUCCUCGUAUUACACGUGUAGUUCAAGUAUCGAUGACAAGAUCAGUAGCGGGAGUUAUGAAUCUAUUAACAACGUGCACGGAUGUGCUUUCGCUGCAGCGCGAGACCAAUUGGAUGGUGAUAAGGAAAACGCAGGUGGUGCGAAUAAACUAACCAUGACGGAGAAGAACGGACAUGUAUUCGAGUUUCUACUGAUACCUGAAAACAGAUUUAAAAAUCAUAUCAGCAACGAUUCAGGUGUUUCGAGCCGUAAAAGCGAUAUUUCAAAUAUUCCCGCAGAACUUUCUUCGAUUGAGAAGACAGAAUGCUCAAAUAAUAGCAACAAAGAUGACUACUCGUGUUCCGAUUUGUCACGAAGUUAUAGUAUGAGCAACAUCAAUGAAUCGACCAAUUCGAGACACGACUAUCAUUCGCCAAUCAAAAACGGUUCACGGUGCUUUAAAAGGCCAGAAUAUUUCAGAGGAACCAAACGGAAACGACACCUGGUCAGCCGGGUUGAUUCACUGACAUCCGACCCAGACGGCAGCACGGCAAGUACUGGACUGACGCAGGAAAUUGACGUCAUGGAUAUUGGAAGCAGUACUCCGAAGAAAAGGAAAGCAACAUCCCCAAUAAAGGGUGUGCUGAAGGUUCGCUCCCUGUCGGACGAUGAGAUGCCGGUCAACAAUCAUCUGGGAAAUGUUAUGUUCUCGACACCGGUUUCUUCUCAGAAAACACGCCGCGAGGGAGGUCCAUUGGAUAAGCUGAAAAGCACUAGAUUCGCUUUGCCGUCAUCUGUCGAACAGUUACAGGGUCGAAAGGUGCAGGCUUUCAUCAAGAUAGCAGACGAAUCAGUGAUGUCGCCAAUUUGCACCGGUAUUUCCUUGACGGCAAACAUGGAAAACACACCUAAACCCGUUAAAACACCUUACCGAACUCCGAAGUCGGUUCGAAGGGUGCCGAUUGAUUCAGAUGAAAGAAUUUUGGGAACUCCGGAUUAUUUAGCUCCGGAAUUGCUUCUCCAGCAGGGUCACGGUCCUGCCGUUGACUGGUGGGCAUUGGGAGUGUGUUUGUACGAGUUCAUGACCGGUGUUCCGCCGUUCAAUGAUGAAACACCCCAAAAAGUGUUCGAAAAUAUUCUCAGUCGAAACAUCGAGUGGCCCCAGGAUGAGGAAUCUCUCUCGCAAGAGGCCUCCGAAACGGUACAACAAUUACUAGAAAUGGAUCCACAGAAAAGACCACAGGCUGCACAGAUGAUGGCGAUGCCGUUUUUUGAGGCGAUCGAUUGGAAUAAUCUCGAAUCAGCCGAUCCGCCUUUCAUUCCCAAUCCGGAUGAUCCACAGGACACCGGCUACUUUGAAGCUCGAAACAUCAUGCAGCACCUGAAGAUGUCAAAUUUCCAGAUGGAGUCUUAUUAAACGUAAGGAUAACCAGUGUGCCACUGUAGAAAGUUUAGGAAGACUCGAUCAAAAUAAUGUUUAGUCUUCAUCUCCAUUUUAUCUAUACAUAUAAUGUUUUGUUUCAGGUACAAUCCUAAGCUUAUUGUUUUUAUUUUUAAGGAUGAUUUUGUGAUAAAUAAAUUCGUAUUCGAAAGUUGUA